UGCCCUGGGGAGCCUGUUCAGUGCCCAAGCACCCUCUGGGGGAAGAGGGUAAUUUUCCAAUUAUCUAACCUCAACCUAAAUGGCCAAGCCGGUCUACAUUGGAUUAUGAUGACCUUGAACAGUCUUCUUUGUUGAGCCUGUUUUAAUUCCCUCCUUUCUAAGAUAAGCUUGGAAUAAAUACAGAGGAGCAAUUGGUCCUUCAAGCUCAGCACAACUGAUGCCUUUGCAGAGACAAGUGUGGAUCAGUUGGAAUUGGUUGUUCCUGGUAUCUCUUGCUCCAGCAGUGUAAAGGUGGUUGUCCUCUCUGAGGAGCCAUGGGGACUUCGCUAUAUUGGGUUGUUUUCUCUCAUGUUCUUUCAUACCAGUGAAAGAUGAGAAAGAAGCUUCCCUGAGAACAUUGGCCUAACUCCGCUCAACACCCUUAGUUCUCUGUAAACAUCCUCACAGAGCUUACAGCAAAGCAUCUCUCGCUCUGGAGGGUCGAUGGAGAGCACUGUGUCCCACCCAGCUGUCUCAGAGGAGACCAACAUGGAAAAUCUCACCACGCUACUGGAGCCUGGGACCCUUCACUAGGCAACUGCUUUCUCUGACCUGCAUGAGUCUUAUGUCUUAGAGAAGGGACACUUUAAAAGUACAACUCAAAUUUGGUCUACUUGGUCUUUUCACGAACUCUCUUUCGGUCACCAUGUUGAAGAUGGCAGUGUCUCUGAAAAAGCGAUCUCCGUCUUGCAGUCAGGUGGUUUCUGUGUCUCCCAUCUGUCCUUGUCUGCCAUAGAAAGAAAUACGUGGCCAGGUGUAUUCUUGGCUCUGAAUUUCAGGUUAUUUCGGGCUGUGACGCAACCCAAAGUUUGUGGGAUUUUGUUGGGCUGUGUUUUUUUUAAAAUUCCAAGUAGAAAAUAAAUCCCAAAGGAAAUGUUGGAUUUUCCCUGACUAGGAUUGGAAUUUUGUGACCUAUGGAAGUUUAUAUUAGAAAAAUCACUUGUUAAGAGGGUUUGAAGCCAAACCAUUUCUUGUAGUUGAAUUAGCAGUGCUUGGAAUCUACCCCUCUCAGGUGGUUCCCACCAGGAGCUGAGUGUAGCCCCUGGUUUCCUGUGACUGACUGUCCACGGCUGCAGUGGUCAGUGGUCAUUGGUACAAAUGCUCCAGGGCUUGCUCUGCACACAGGGCUUAGCAGAAACCCAUCUCUCCUGAGCUCCUUGAAGUGCUCUGAGGUAACAGGUCCUCAUGUUGGGAAAGAUUUCCAGAACUUGAGGGACUAAGAGAUCCAGAACCCAGUUAUUGUUCCUAGAGAAGUCCUGUAGUGCAGAAUGGUGAUUAACCUUGUCAGUUGUUGGGCUCUGGGGGGAAUAAGUAAGGAUGUAGUUGUUCAAGUCAUCCAGACUUAUUUGGGAGAGGGGAUCUGAUGAAUGGCAAGCCCUCUUGGGAGAGACCACCAGUCCUAGAUUGGUGGAUUCAGGAUGGAAGCUUGAUUUCCCUCCCCCCCCCUUUUUAUUUAAGAAAAAUAAUUGUCAGCAAGUUCUGCUUUAGAGAGUUCAAGAAAUGCAGAGCAGAGGUGACCAAUGUGCCUUGAGGAAGCAGCAUGUCACUAAAAUACAGUGACACACAAGCAACCCUGGGUAUUAAUCACAUUGCCCCGUUCAGUUUCAAAAGGAGAGAAGCGGACCUCAUCCAGAAACUGUCCAGCAGGCUACAAGAGAGACUGAGAACACACAGCAUUGAAUCAUCAGGAAAAUUGAAGAUUUCCCCUGAACAACAUUGGGAUUUUACAGCAGAGGACUUGAAAGACCUUGGAGAAAUUGGACGAGGCGCUUAUGGUUCUGUCAACAAAAUGGUCCACAAACCAAGUGGGCAAAUUAUGGCAGUUAAAAGAAUUCGGUCGACAGUGGAUGAAAAAGAACAGAAGCAGCUACUGAUGGACCUUGAUGUAGUGAUGCGAAGCAGUGACUGCCCGUAUAUUGUUCAGUUUUAUGGCGCGCUCUUCAGAGAGGGUGACUGUUGGAUCUGUAUGGAGCUCAUGUCUACCUCGUUUGAUAAGUUUUACAAAUAUGUAUAUAGUGUAUUAGAUGAUGUUAUUCCAGAAGAAAUCCUAGGCAAAAUCACUUUAGCUACUGUGAAAGCACUAAACCACUUAAAAGAAAACUUGAAAAUCAUUCACAGAGACAUCAAACCUUCCAAUAUUCUUCUGGACAGAAAUGGGAAUAUUAAACUCUGUGACUUUGGCAUUAGUGGACAGCUCGUGGACUCCAUUGCCAAAACGCGGGAUGCGGGGUGCCGGCCGUACAUGGCGCCGGAAAGGAUAGAUCCCAGCGCCUCCAGGCAAGGCUACGACGUCCGCUCAGAUGUCUGGAGCUUGGGGAUUACAUUGUACGAGCUGGCCACGGGGCGGUUCCCUUACCCCAAGUGGAACAGUGUGUUUGACCAGUUGACACAAGUAGUGAAAGGAGACCCACCACAGCUGAGCAACUCAGAGGAAAGGGAGUUCUCCCCCAGUUUCAUCAACUUCGUCAACUUGUGCCUUACAAAGGACGAGUCCAAAAGGCCAAAGUACAAAGAGCUUCUGAAACAUCCCUUCAUCCUGAUGUAUGAGGAACGCACAGUGGAUGUUGCAUGCUACGUUUGUAAAAUCCUGGAUCAAAUGCCAGCAACUCCCAGCUCUCCAAUGUACGUGGAUUGAUAUUGCUGCUACAUCAAACUCUAGAAAAAGGGCUGAGGGAAACAAGCUGUAAAGAAUUUUCAUCACAUAUUGCAGUGUUUUUAAUGCUCGCCCAGACACCAUGUGCAAUAAUAUUGGUGUUAUUUCCAUCCUGUCUGUAUACUGUUGUCACAUAUAAAGUGCAUCCCUGUAAUACCUGAUCACACAGUGUUAGUGUUGGUCACAGAGAGACCUCAUCUUGCUCUUUUGUGGACAUAUUCAUGAAAUGUGGAAAUAAGUACAUUUAUUUGUUGACCGUGAUUGGAUAGCACCUAAAAUUAAUUUCUAGACUCAAAACUUGGAGAACUUCUCAGCAGCUACUGGAAAGAUUUUUCUCUCAAACUCUUCCAAUUGUUGUUUCAAGUAAUAAUAAAAAGCAAACAAACAAAAGUUAGGCGUUGUCUGUCUGAACAUUAAGAGACUUUGCCUGGCGGGAGAAGAACUUGCUUAACCAACGAGAUGCUUUGCCUUCUGGAGCUGGGAAGGCAAAGGAGAAUUUUAUUCUUCACAAAGUGCAAUAGAUUUACUGCUAUGAAAUUCUGUUGCUUUACAGUCGCAGUGUACUUUCUGGGGACAGUGUGCUCAGCUGAACUUCCUGUUAAAGAGAGAUCAUGUUAAAUAUAGUGAAUAUGUCUUUACCAAAAAUAUGUUGCAUUGAAAGAGGCUAACAUUAAACUAUUGAGAUGGGACAUAAUGUAUUCUUCCUCCUUUUACCAAGCCAGCCACUCUUCACUCUUAACUAGAUGUCCUGUAAAUUGUUACCUGGUAAGAUAAGACCUUUGACCUGAAGAAUUAUUAAACUACUUGAUUGAAUUUAA
This is a messenger RNA of Pipra filicauda (Wire-tailed manakin), 3510 nucleotides long. It is a transcript of the gene MAP2K4, whose product is annotated as mitogen-activated protein kinase kinase 4. The record is from RefSeq and is a predicted model, not a curated record. Gene Ontology annotation, molecular function: ATP binding; JUN kinase kinase activity. Gene Ontology annotation, biological process: protein phosphorylation; MAPK cascade. Bases 1580 to 2674 code for a protein of 364 amino acids. The transcript is spliced from 11 exons. NCBI's taxonomy places the organism in Eukaryota, Metazoa, Chordata, Aves, Passeriformes, Pipridae.